Messenger RNA from Centruroides sculpturatus (bark scorpion), 3670 nucleotides. Its product is annotated as solute carrier family 12 member 8-like. Gene Ontology annotation, cellular component: membrane. The coding region runs from base 244 to 2334 and encodes 696 amino acids. Gene Ontology annotation, molecular function: potassium:chloride symporter activity. The transcript is spliced from 15 exons. The record is from RefSeq and is a predicted model, not a curated record. Gene Ontology annotation, biological process: cell volume homeostasis; chloride ion homeostasis; potassium ion import across plasma membrane. Lineage: Eukaryota; Metazoa; Arthropoda; Arachnida; Scorpiones; Buthidae.
AUCUUCGCUCGGACGUAACGAUUCUUCAUUCACUCAUUCGCUUACGUUAGUCACGUGUCUCACUAUCCGUCGUCUGCCAUAUGGAAAGUUAAUUUAGGAUAAAUUUUUGAAUUUAUUUAUUCUAUUCGCCACGUAAUUGGACGAUUAGAUAUGUUUUUCGUCACACAGAAGCGACGUCUGGAGAAAAUCCGCUUAUUGCCGCGAAAAAUAAUGACAAUAAGUGAUAACUGAACGACAAAAAGUAUGGCGAGUAAGACAAAAUCAGAAGUUCCUUCCGUUAACUGGGAACGUUACGGAUUAAGCAGCACUCCAACUAGCAGUGCAGUAGAACAAUGGAAAACUGACGAAGAUCAGUUUUUAAAUAAAGAAUAUUCAGAUAAAUGGGAAUUGUUUCAUGAAGAUCAGAAUAUUAGCAACAAACCAUGGUGGAAGGCAAACUUCUUUUUAUCAAAACCAGUUUUAUUUGGCACAUGGGAUGGUGUAUUUACAUCGUGUAUGAUCAAUCUCUUCAGUGUAAUUGUCUUUUUACGAAUUGGUUGGAUAGUGGGAAAUGCUGGAAUAAUACAGAGUGUAGCAAUUGUUUUGAUGACUGUAAUAAUUUGUACAAUAACAGCAUUAGCAGCAAUUGGAAUAUGUGAACGCUGUCAUGUCGAAAGUGGUGGUGUUCAUUUCAUAAUUGCUCAUGUUUUAGGAGCACAGUUUGGUGGAGCCGUGAGCAUUGUAUAUUGCUUUGGACAAGCAGUGAGCUGCGCUUUACACGUGAUAGGUUUUGCCGAAUCCGUAUCCCAGUUGUUAAAAAUUGCAAAUAUAUGGUUGCAGCGAUUAAUAGCAACGUUGUUAAUAAUUUUACUUCUAGGUAUCAAUCUUGCCGGUGUAAAAUGGGUUAUCCGAUUACAGUUUGCACUUUUAAUUGUUUUACUCUUAGCAGCUCUGGACUUUGCCGUUGGAACAUUUGUACAUAUUAAUCCAGAGAGUGGAGUAACCGGAUAUAAUUUAAAUAAUUUUUAUAACAACUCUGGACCUCAAUAUCUAACAGGAGAAAACUGGUUUACAGUCUUUGGAAUAUUUUUUCCUGCCAUGACUGGUAUUUUAGCAGGAGUUAAUAUGGGUGGUGACCUGUACAAUCCUUCCAAAGACAUACCUGUUGGUACCUUGGCUUCCAUUGGAACUAGUUUGUUUAUCUACAUGAUGUUCAUAAUGGGAUUAGGAGCAACUUGCGAAAGGCACGCCCUUCAAACAGAUUAUCUAAUAGCCGAAAAAGUUUCAAGUUUAGGUGUUAUGUUUCUGGCUGGGUUAUAUAUUUCUUCUAUGUCAACUUGCUUGGGUUCUCUCUAUGCCACUCCGAGAAUCAUCCAAAGUAUAGCAAAUGAAAAAGUCAUACCUUUGAUAAAAUUUUUAGCACACGGAAAAGGACCAAACAAAGUUCCGGUUUUUGCACUUAUAUUGUUUUCUGUCAUCACAGUCAUUUUCAUAUUGAUUGGAGAAAUAAACACCUUAGCGCCGAUAGUGACGAUACCAUAUCUUCUGACUUAUGCAGCCAUAGAGUAUGCAUAUUUUUCGUUAGCGAUGACUUUUGAUAUGCAGAGACAGAGAGAAGAAAAAUUUGGCAAUCAACAGUUGCUCAGUCCAGAUUUCGUCGCACAGAGUAACGGUUUUGCAACUGACAUAACAACAGGGAAAAUUAUCAUGUACGGCAGUACUAAUAAUAGUAAGUAUGGCGAUUUGGAUCAUUUAUUUCCCGAAAGAUUAGGACGCAAAAGCAUAAGUCACCGAGGUAGUCAGAGCACCAUUACGGAAUCACCUCUCACUUCGCCUGAUGAUCAUAGUUCUGUGUGUACGGCGGCAAGUAAGGAUACGGAAACGAGUAAAUCCCAUGCAGAUUCUGCGAGUAGCCUUUUAGGGAAAGGAAGAUUGCCAAUUCCAGAGAUUACAAGCAAGUCAUCUAGGUGGUAUUCAUAUUUGUCUAAUCGAUGGAUUGCUUUUCUUGGGGUAUUAAUUAAGCUGGUUAUCAUGUUCUUGGUUCAUUGGAUUUAUGCUUUAGCCACAAUUGUGUCGGUGGGAGUAAUUUUUUAUUAUAUUGGCCACGUGAGUCCGGGUUCUUAUCGAGGAGUGUCCGAAUUUAAAUUCUUUCAAUGGAUUAAAAAUUGUUUUUUUAAAUGCAAAUGUUGCGGGUCUAGCAGCUACGACCAAAUUAUAGUUGCUACCUCUCAACCGGAAGUGGAAGUAUUGGCGGCUCAACUGACAGAAGAGAAUUCGGACUACGCGUCCAGAGAACCCUACCAUCAUUCCAUGACUGUAAAGACACUGUCUCAGCAUCACAUAGACAGCGACUAAAAACUCGGGAGAAUGCAUUUAUUUUUUCUUCCAUAAUCUUUUGAAUUUUUAUUUUUUAUUUGAAUUUGUUAAACAGAAAAUAAAAAAUAUAUUGUGUACUUAUUAAACAUUUUAAAUGGGUUAUUAUAGAUGGUCACAAGACAUAAUUUUUAAUUACAUUUUGAAACCUGUGCUCUCAGAUUUUGACUGGGCUAAAAUUUAUUCGUCUGCUUUCCCGUAUGAUAUCCGUGGAAAGUCAAUUGAGAAGACACAACGUUUUUAGUUAUAUUUAAGAAAAAAACUGGCCACAAAAGUACAAAUCUCUUAUCGUAUCUCGAAAUAAUAUUGUUUGCAAUAAUUGCGAUUUGCUCAAAUCUUAAAAUUAAAAAUGUACAGGUUGACCAUCACUAACCUGGCAUCGUUGAAACCUGUGCUGGAUUACUGAUGGUUAGAUUAAAAUACGCUUAACCUAACAUCUAACUACUUCAUCCUACCUUUUAAAAUACCCUCUAAAGCACUACAAGUUAACCAUUAAUAAAGAAAAAUAAACAUUAAAUGAAAAUUCUUGUCAAAUUAUUGUACAUCUGACAACAUGUAACACUCCCAAAACAUAGAGGCAUGUUAAUACGGCAACCUGGAAAAUUUGAAAUCAUGCUAACCGAAAUUAGUCAGUGAUGCCAAACUUAAAGUUCUCCCUAAAUUAAAGACAAAAUCAGCAGGAUGAGAGAAAUUUGAGGGAGUAGUUUAGGGAGAAAAUGUAAAGUCUGCCCAUAUUGGUUAGUGGAGUUUUGGUGACGAGUAGGAGAUUCCAAAAGUCACACGACUCGUGAAUGUUCUCGCAGCAAGACGCAGAGCAGGUCACGUCAUCACAUGAUGCUUUGCUCAACUGUGCCCACGCUUCCUGCGUCCUCGAAUGAAAAUUUGUUUCUCUGAAUUGUCAAAAAAAUAAUAAUUUUUUUAUAUGCAUUGCACCUGGACCAAACUAUUUAGGGGGAACUAUUUUAGAGGGUUUUGACAACAAAAGGUAGGCAACACCGAAUUUAGUGCUGGAUCGGUGAUGGUUGACCCGUAACAUAUAACCCAUUUAAAUUAUUAAUAUAACACAAUAUAUAUUUUAUUAUUUAAGGUCACUUUGCCACUUAUUUGAAGAAUUAAAUUCUACGGUAUUUUUGUCAUUUUAUCACUGCUGUUAUUAUCUAGUCAUAUUUUGUGAUGUAUAAUUGUGCAAUAAUUUUUGUCAUUAGUUGUUUUUAAACGCAAACUAUCAGAAGUUAUGGGAAAACUCUCUAUAAUAAAUUGUGCAAUAUAUUUAUCAAACAGUAGUGAGAAUCUUGUAAAAAAAAAAAAGAAGAAAAAA